AUGCGUUUCGCCAUUGCUGCCGCUACCUGUAUCGUCGCACUUGUUUUAAGUCUAACAACAGCAUUCCCUACACAUGAUAGGGUGCGACGUGGACCGGUUCCUGAUUUAAGUGGUUUAAGUGGUAUAUGUCUAUUUCCACCUUGUAAUGGACCAUCAUUUGUAUUCCCGGAGAUUGAUUGGGAAGCUUUACAUGCAAGCAUCGCUCAAUGGAAUAAGGAACAGGAACAACUGUCAUUACAAGAAGAUGAAUGA
Messenger RNA from Rotaria sordida, 252 nucleotides. NCBI's taxonomy places the organism in Eukaryota, Metazoa, Rotifera, Eurotatoria, Philodinida, Philodinidae. The record is from the annotation of a GenBank genome assembly.